This is a messenger RNA of Pelecanus crispus (Dalmatian pelican), 864 nucleotides long. The record is from RefSeq and is a predicted model, not a curated record. NCBI's taxonomy places the organism in Eukaryota, Metazoa, Chordata, Aves, Pelecaniformes, Pelecanidae.
AUGCUGUUUGAAGAAAGAGGGUGGCUGACCUUACUCAGCCCUGUAAUUAGCAAUUUCACUCAGCUCUAUGACUUCAAUAAAUGCAAGUGCAACUUGCAGUUAGCAGUCUGGACAUCUCAGCAGUCCUGCACUGUGAAGAUCCUCAUGGGAGACUUGUGGAACAAGAUCUAUUACAUUACCAUGCAUGAAAGUCUGACGUUGAAGGCCAUAUUUGUGCCCAAACCAGGCAGAAGGUCCACUCCCUUGGUGACAGCAAGCAACCCCCAUGUGCUGGCUUUCAGUGCAUAUGUAAUAGAAGUAGGAUUUACAUAUGAUGGAAACACCAAAUACCUCUUGCAUAUAGUUCUGGAGCAGCAGUAUUUCUCUGAAUUUGCAGGCGCUGACUUCUGCGAUGGCGUACGUGAUGAAGAGAUGUCUACUGUCACUGCAGACAUCCCUGACAACCCAAUCGGUUGUAUUGAUGUGUUAGGGGAAAAUAAUAGAUUUCAGGAACCUGUCCCUGCUGAAUUUGUUCUGUUUGAAAUAAAUGGAAUGCAUAACUAUGAUUAUCUUUUGACUGCACAUGAUGCCGACUGCAUCUCUCAAGCUCAAAACUGGACUACUUUGCUAGAGGAACAGGAGUCUCCAGAUCCCAAUACUGCAUCGACCAGAAGAAACUACAUGAGCUGUAAGGAUAGGAAUGGACAUGAAUUAGAGUGGCCCUCAGUCAAGUAUCAGGAUCUUGAUGGAGAUAAAAAUAAUAUAAUUUUCCCUCCCUAUAAUGGUCUACAUAUCUAAAGCCAUUUAGUGGAUGUAUUUCACAGUUACUGUGAUUUAUCUGUAACCUUCUCAGUAUACAUCUCUGGUGCUUUUCCCAGGAACUUC